Molecule: messenger RNA, 837 nt
Organism: Plasmodium vinckei vinckei
Lineage: Eukaryota; Apicomplexa; Aconoidasida; Haemosporida; Plasmodiidae
Product: conserved Plasmodium protein, unknown function
Exons: 1
Coding region: 1-837 (278 amino acids)
Biological process (GO): proteasome-mediated ubiquitin-dependent protein catabolic process
Molecular function (GO): proteasome binding; endopeptidase inhibitor activity
Source: RefSeq, a predicted model, not a curated record
AUGGAAGAGUGUGAAACAUUCAAAGAGCUAAUACAAUUGUUUUGGGAUUUAAAAAGGGAAGAUGCUUUUGUUUUAUUUAUCCAUGGCUUUAUUUUAGAUAAUGAUUUUACUUACAAAUUAAAUAAAGAAAAGGAAUGUAAAUAUAAUGAAGAUAAAAAUAUAAAUAUCUCAAAUGGAUAUAUAAAAUAUACCCCAGAUAGUACAAGUAAUAACUUUUUUAUAAGUAAAUUAUUAAUAGAUCCAGAAUGGAAAAAUAAUUCAAACAGUUAUAAUUUUAUAUAUACAAAUAAAAAAAACAAAGAAAAUGCUACUUACAAUUUAAAUAUAUUGAAAAUCGAAAACUCAUUAGUUAUUCAAAUAAUUAAUGUAGAAAAUCCUUCAAAUAUACAUUCGAUUACAAUAAAUAUGAAUGAAUAUAUAAAUGAAAAUAAUAAAGAAAAAAUUAAUUUAAACAUACCCAAAUUAAUCAAAUUAUGUCAAACACAUAUAUUAUUUAAUAUGCAAGAUAAUAAACAAAAAAAAAAAAUUAAUACUCUUAUUAUUGAAACAAAUGAACAUAAAAUUAAUAUGAACAAUUCUAAUAUAUCAGAACAAUCACGUCUUUUUCAAAAUUUUAAUGAUGAUCAUUUUGAUGAUAAAAAUCCAAUAAUAAGACAAAAUUUAAUACCUGAUUUUAAAAAUGGUAAUCAUAUUUUAAAACCUGAUGGAUUAUUUGUAGGACCAAAUAAUAAAUUUUUUAAUCCCCAAAACUUACGUUAUGAUCCUAUUGGCCCGUUUGGAAAUGAGCCAAAUGCCGAUAUAAAUCCUUUUGAAUUCCAAAACAAUUUCCCUUUCUAA